Molecule: messenger RNA, 4455 nt
Organism: Hyaloperonospora brassicae
Lineage: Eukaryota; Oomycota; Peronosporomycetes; Peronosporales; Peronosporaceae
Source: the annotation of a GenBank genome assembly
AUGACGUCCGUCUGGACCUCCGCGUCGCUCUUCCUCCUGCUCGUGCUGCUGCUGCUGCCUUCGCGCGCCGCUCGUGUCCACCCACAACCCCCUUCGUCGGACCCCCCGACGGCCCACCGACGCUCCCCGUGGACACUCGCGGACAAUGCCACGGCGCUCGCCGCGCUCGAGGCGCAGCUCACGACGUGCACGUACUCGAAAGCGCACGAGUGCAUCAAAGACCCAAAGCGCGUGCCGCAGCUCGGGGCGCUCGUGCGCGCGCCGGGCCACUGCGUGGCCUUCGACUCGGCCUACGUCGACGUCACGACGCCCAGCGCAGCAUUGCCGAACCGGUACUACCCGACGUCGGUCGAGGCCGCGCACGCCGCCGGCUUUGCCAACAAAUUCUCCGACUGGUCGGCCGUCAACCGCGAGCACUUCCAAGUGGACUGUCCGCUGCUGUACAACGAAGUCAUUGGCCGCGACAGCGACAUGCUGUGCUGCACCGAAGAGCAGUACACGGGGCUGUCGACGCAGGUCCGCAUGAUCCCCGGCCUGUGCUCGGCCUGCAAAGAGAACCUGCGCAACAUCUUUUGCCAGUUCACCUGCAGUCCAAACAACAGCCUCUUCCUCGACGUGAGCGAAGUGCGGCUCAUGAGCGGCGACGUCGACCACCCAACUGCGGUCUUCCCGGCCGUGGAACAGGCGACGUACUACGUGGGGACCGACUGGAUCCGCGACAUCUACGACUUCUGCGCCGACGACAGCUCGUUCUCGCUACUGUGCAACCCGAAUCAGAACUGCAGCGACGGCUUUGGCCUCAUGGAGUACAUGGGCAAGUAUGCGUUCAACAGCAUCGGCUCACCGCUCCAGAUCAACGUGACGACGAUGGAUCGACAGCCACCGUCGACGCAGGCGGCCGCGUUCUGCCACUGCGACCGCGCGAACGCCACCGACUGCAUCCUGCCCAUGAACAACCGCAUGACGUCGUGCGUCGGCGUCUGCGGGUCGCUUUGUGCCGUGGACGCCACGGACGAGCGGCCGUACACGGAGUCGUGUUUUGGAGCUGUAGGUGCGUUUGCCGCGACGCCGUCCGACAGCAUCAGCGGUGACACGGCCGACGAUGUGAUUUGGGCAGACCUGAACGCGUACCUGGCGACGAACAUCCCAGCGACGGACUGGGUGCCGCUCAACUACUUCCUCGUGAUCUGCGGCGCUGUGACCGCCUCGUUCCUCACCGUGGGGUUCGUUGUCGCCUGCUGCCGCGAGCGGCGACUGCGCGUCGCGAAUCCACACAAUAGGACGUCCCGUGUCGGGAUGUACACGCCGGAAUCGCUCGGCAUGGCGUACGUCAUGGAGACGGGUACCACGCGCCUCAGCUACGUGGACGAGCUCAUGACAAACAAGUUGCGCACGUGGGCCGUGUUUGUCUCGACGGGGAACCAGCCGAAGAAGAUCAUUGGCCUCGUGCUUUGCGUCGUGGCUGUCUGCGCGGCCGGUCUGUACAACAUUGAGAUCGAGACGGACCCGAUCAAGCUGUGGGUGUCCACUUCCAGUACUUCGUAUCAGCAGCGCCUGCACUAUGGUGAACUGUUCAACCCCUUCUAUCGCUCGGAGCAGGUCAUCUUGGUGCCCAAGGACGGUGGUGUUAUCUAUCGCUCUGCAGUCCUGAAAGAAGCCAUCCGCGUGCAGAACGUGGCUGCUAAUGUGACUUAUACUUCCGACGACGGCGAGACCACGACCGCGCUUGGCGACAUUUGCUGGAAAGCCACGGGCACUGGGUGCACUGUCAACUCGAUCACGCAGUACUUCCAGAACAGCAUGGAACACUUUGAAUUCUACGAGAAGUAUGGCCUGGAGAUGGAGCACUUUAGCAACUGUUUGUACUCGCCGACAACAUCGGACGUGGCGCUUUGUACGAAGCUGAAGAGCAGCUUGGAAGAGGGUGACUCGGUUCCCGCAACAAUGGGCGACUGUCCUUGCUUGUCGACUUUCGGGUCGCCCAUGAACCUGUACAACACGUACCUCGGUGGAUUCCCCGAUGGUGCUGAAAGCAAUUACACGCUGUUUCUGGAGUCCGUGGCAUUUGUUUCUUCGUACCUGAAUUACAACUAUGCAGAUGAAGACUUGAACAAGCCUGCCAUCAACUGGGAACGGGAGUACAUCAAGACAAUGAAGCUCGAGGCUAAGACCAACACCGUGUUCGAUGUCUUCUUCUACGCCGAGAUCUCCGUCCAAGAUGAAGUAGAUGCGGAAUCGAGCAACGGCAUGGGUCCCGUGGCACUGAGCUACUGUCUCAUGAUCAUCUACAUCUCGCUUGGUAUCAAUCGCAUCAGGUUCAGUCGUCAAUUCUUUAUCUCAUCGAAAAUUGUAGCUGGCUUAUGCGGCGUGGUAAGCAUCGUGUGCGGCGUGACGACGACUAUCGGCAUCUACGUCUGGUUCGGCGUCAAGCUUCAGCUGAUCAUCAUGGAAGUGAUUCCUUUCCUGUCGCUGGCGAUUGGUGUUGACAAUAUCUUCCUGCUGAUUCACGCCAUGACCGAGAAAGAAGACCAGCUUCGACGUGACCAACCGAGUCUCUUCAUUGGUCUCGAGCACAAUCCGAAAGCGGUCGAAGAGCUCACUUCCGUACUGGUGUCCGAGGGCCUCGCCCGCAUUGGCCCCAGUAUUUUCAUGGCGUCCGCUGCCGAAUCCGUGGCGUUCGCAUUUGGCUCGAUCUCAGCAAUGCCUGUGGUGUUGUGGUUCGCAGCGAUGGCAAGUUGCGCCGUGGUGAUUAAUUUCUGUUUCCAGCUAACCCUGUUCUUGUCGGUUCUGACGUUGGACAAGCGCCGCGAGCUGAGUGGAAAGUAUGACAUCACUUUUCGGCGCACGUCGCAAGCAACGUUUCAAGCGCCUGCUGCUGACUUGCAGACUCGGCAAACAGCAGACCCGCUCGUGGUACCGGAACCCAAGCCUCCUGCAUCAGUCGAUAGCCGCCGUUCUGCGAUACCAGAGACUCGCACACUGACGGAUACUCUCGAGCACUGCGUUGAUGUCUACGCGUCAAUCCUGACCUACAAGAUCGUAAAGCUGUUUGUUCUGCUGUCUUUCCUGGCAUGGACGCUCUGGUCCAUUUACUCGAUGGAAUCGCUCGAACAGGGUCUGCCACAGAAGGAGGCAAUGCCAUCCGAUUCGUACAUGAUCGAGUACUUCGAUGCGCUUGACACGUACCUCGAAACCGGCGUGCCGGUGUACUUCAUCGUCGAAGCAGGCUACGGCCGUAACCCAGAUCGAUGGUCUCUGAACGAUGAGAGUGUGGAGACGGUGUUCUGCAAGUCAAAGGAUAUAUGUGGUACCUACUCGGUUCCGAACGUCAUGAACGCUCUGGCUAACCACGGCGAUAAGAGCGUCACUCACAUCAGUCCCGGCACGACAUACUCUUGGAUGGACGACUUCUGGGGCUUUGUCAAUCCGGACAGCGAGUGUUGCCGCGUGGACUCGACAGGCGCUUACGUUCCAAUCGAAACUGGCAACGACGCGUACACGACGCUGCGUUCCGCUGAUGACACUUGUCUGGCUACGUCGGUGAGUGUCCCUCCUGUACCGGAGGCUCAGUACAUGUCGCUCUUCAGUAUGUUCGCAACAGCUAGCGCCGGCACGUCGUGCUCCUAUGGUGGCGGCUCCAUUUAUCGCGGCCAGUUCAGCAUCGAUGACAAGCCCAUUCCAACGGUGAAGAACUCGACACCAGCAGUGAAGCUCAAUAGCAGUGGCUACGGUGACGAGAUCACAGCGUGGUCGUACAUGGUGGUAGGCACGUCGAAUCCGACGCAGCAGCACUACAUUGACUCGUACAAGCAGAACCUGGCAGCGGCCGAUUGGAUCAGCGAGAAGACUGGUGUCGAUAUCUGGGUAUACUCGCUGACGUACGUGUACUUCGAGCAGUACUUGACGGUGAUCGACGACGCCUUCAGGCUCAUCGGUCUAGCGCUGGCAGCGAUCUUCUUGACCACUGCAUUGUACUUGGGCAACCUGUUCUACUCGCUGGUGAUCUCGCUGCUGGCAACGAAUCUCGUGGUCCUUGUGCUGGGUCUGAUGCAGCCUCUGGACAUCAAGCUCAAUGGACUGUCAAUCGUGAACCUGAUCAUCGCAGCAGGUAUUGCUGUAGAGUUCUGCGGCCAUUACGUUCGAUUCUUCGCCAAAGCGAAAGGCACGGGCGACGAACGUGCUCGCGAUGCGCUUCGGCAGGUCUCCACAUCCGUGCUUUUCGGUAUCACCAUCACGAAAGUCAUCGGCUUGAGCGUGUUGACUCUAGCAGACUCGCGCGUGUUCAAGAAGUACUACUUCCGCAUGUACAUGAUUGUGGUACUCUGUGGUGUCUUGAACGGCAUGCUCCUGCUGCCUGUGCUACUAAGCACCAUCAUCGACGUCAAGAACUUCUUUUUGCACCGGGGGCCGCAGAAGACUGCGCUGAGAUCAGCACCUGUUACGCGCGCCGACUGA